Linum tenue is the source of this 159-nucleotide messenger RNA. The record is from the annotation of a GenBank genome assembly. NCBI's taxonomy places the organism in Eukaryota, Viridiplantae, Streptophyta, Magnoliopsida, Malpighiales, Linaceae.
AUGACGGUGGAAGCUAAAGACUGCUCGAUUGUAUGGGACUGCCGCGGGCAGAAGCAAUGUUGGAACGACUGCAAGAACAAAUAUGGUGGAGAAGGACAGUGUGACAUCUCUACUGCUCCUGGAGUUCCUUCACAGUGCUUUUGUGCUUAUAAAUGUUGA